Molecule: messenger RNA, 1128 nt
Organism: Lathyrus oleraceus (garden pea)
Lineage: Eukaryota; Viridiplantae; Streptophyta; Magnoliopsida; Fabales; Fabaceae
Exons: 3
Coding region: 1-1128 (375 amino acids)
Source: RefSeq, a predicted model, not a curated record
AUGCCGCUGUCGAACACUUCAAUAGCGGUGUUGAGACAACAAAUGGACGAUAGUAACCAUGAAUUGGUUAACAUGUUGACCAACCAGAUGGGCAUAAUAUUUAAUCCAGUAAUACAAGAAUCUGCUGAAACAAAUAGGCAUGUGGCGAAUCAAUUGACACGCUUGUGCAAUUUUCUGGGGGCACUGGCUCGACAGAUGGUACAAGUGUUUAGGCAAGUUGUUCCUGUGCAAAUGGAGAUAGGGGCAGCGGAAGAUGAGACAGUCCAUGAAGGACAAAUCAUUAGACCCCUUCAAAACCAAGGCGUCGAAUCAGGAGUCGCAAGACGUAACCAGAUGGUACUGGUUAAUCGACAACAGCAUGCUGAUCAAAUUAUCGACCAACAGCGACAAGAAGACUUAGUAGUGGAAAAUAAUUUGACAACUAUUGUCGAAAGGAUUAUGGCUAGAAAUGGCAUGGGUGCUACAUUGCAAAGGCCAUUAUACUUAACAGAGUCAGAAGAUCUAGCUCAUAAUGAAUGUUUGAGAGUAAAAAACUUUCCCUCCUCUCUGACUAAGGUUGCCUUCACAUGGUUUACUUCAUUGGCCCCAAGUUCAAUCGAUUCGUGGGCCAAAUUAGAAAAGAAGUUCCAUGAACAGUUUUACGAAGGACACUCUAAAAUUAGUUUGGAAGAAUUGUCUAGUAUCAAGAGAAGGUUUGCUGAGAGCAUCGACGAUUAUCUGAAUCGUUUUAGGUCCUUAAAGGCUAGGUGUUUUACGCAAGUGCCAGAACAUGAACUGGUUCAAAUGGCCGCGGGAGAACGAUUAAGGUUAGAAAAAGUUAGGCACAAUAAGUCUAAGAAAGAAAAGGUAGCGUUUGUCGAAUACGAUGCAAUAGACCCAAUAUGUGAGGCUAAUUAUGCUUUAUCGACCGAAUUAGAAAUCGACGUGGCUGAACUAAAGCCAGGAUCCGUCUAUGAGUGUCGAUCAUUGCUUUCUGCGCAAGGAAAAAACCCUGUCGAACACAACCAAAAAUUCCCUUCGAAAACUUAUACUUUUGAUGUGUCGAAAUGUGAGGAAAUUUUUGACUUGUUGGUCAAAGAUGGUAAAAUGGCGGUACCUCUUGGUACUAAAAUACCACCGUUAGAAUAG